UCAAGAAUUACGCGCCUUGGGAUUUCUCUGUUACUACAAGAAAAAAAUUCCCGCUAUGCGUUUCCCACGAAAACCAGGCAGACGGUCUGUUUUGUGUUACACAGACAGUCUGGCACUUUGAGGCAUUAGGCAAUAGGUAUCAGACUCGUUAUGGGAGACACGCCAGUUGAGAGACUGAUUUACAUUUUAAUACAAAAAUGAAUAUUUGACAAGUCUGAGGCGCGCUAUUCCAUCAAGCAUCAUUCUAUUUCUGGAUGUCAUCUAAAAAUUGUAUCCUGCCGUCCUACCUGUAAUCUUAGACUGGUCGUUUUAACAAAGCUGCGAGCAGUCUACUCUGGUCGAUCUUUUCUAGACAUGUGUCCAUGACUUAUUCAACUUAACUUAUGACAUACGAGAGGUAUUUCAAACUUUAAGGAUUGUGGAGGUUUUAUAAGAAAAGGUAAGAAUUUAUAAUAUAUAUAGUUUUAAGGAGACUAUUUUUAUCCUUAGAUUGUUUUGUCAAUAUUAUGUGUUCUGAUGAAGAAUAAAUUUAGAAAUGUAAAAAUAAACAUUUUGUAAGGAAAACGUGCUAUCGGAAAUUCCCGGACUUAUUUUUCAAUUUUAAGGAAAAUGGAAAGGGAAAACCCUGAAAUCUUGUCAGUCAUGUCAUAGUCAUAUGGCAUCUGUGGAGAUUAGUUUCUUCUAGAAAACCAAAAACAGAUACUUCAUCCCAGAGUCAUUGCUAUUGCUAAGGGGGGCAGACUAGUAGGGGGUGCCCAAUGUGCGUUGAUGGUCUUUUAUUGAUGAAAAUAAUGGGUUUCAGAGUAGAAUUGGGAGGGCGUUCAAAUGAAUCUUUCCCCCCCCCCCCCCUUUUUUUUUUUUAAACACCCUCGCUACGUCUCUGCUUUGUCCCCCGUGCACCUAGAGCCCACAGAGAUGUUACAGCUAAAAAUAAGCUGGCACUGGCUAGAGCAGCGGUUCUCAACCUGUGGGUCGCGACCCCUUUGGGGGGUAGCACGACGCUUUCCAAGGGGGUCGCCUAAGACCAUCUGAGAACUCAUAUACUCUACAGUUAUAAAGCAGCAACUAAAACAAUUUUGUGGUUGGGGGUCACCACAACGUGAAGAACUGGAUUGAAGGGUCGUGGCACUUGAAAGGCUGGGAACCACUGGGCUAGAGCAAAGACCCAAGUAUUAAAUCGUGUGCUGAGUACCGGAAGCGUAGUCGCUGCUAUCGGAGUAGCCAAAGCUUUUGUUUUAUUGUUGAAAUCGGAUUUUAAAAAAAAAAAAAUUUAAAAAGGGAGAAAAAAGAGGGAAAAUGCAUUUGAGUCAUUCAUUUUUAUGUUGGUCAUUUUAAGUCUGUAAAGAAGGGUUUAGGGAUGGAACCUGGCAACGUUUUGAAUAAAGCAUGUUAGCGGAGUUACAGAGUCCCAUCUGGCAAGUCUGGCUAAAUCAAUCUGUGAGACAGUUCAACGAAAUAACCUGGCAUCACUUUCAGGGAAGAAGCUCUCGUUGAAAUUUUAAUAUCUGACGUCAUUUCUCGCCUGCUGUUGUCAUUUCUCGCCUGCUGUUGGUUCACUAUGACAAACAGGCGUGACCAAGCCAGUGCCUUUGUUUGUUAUUUGAAUAUUUUCUCAGAAACUAAAUUGGUUAAUUGAAGCCACCUUCCUCAUUUUAGGAUCCAACCCCCACCCCCCUGUGAUGGUUUGAGGCUCACCAUCCUCAUCAUCAUGUCCCUUAGUCCUUAGACCGUUGGGGCGCCACAGAUGACAUGUGAACUAUCCUCCCCCAUUCGUCUCUGUCUUCUGCACUACGCACAGCAUCGCCCAGUGUUAGUCCUGUCCACUCUUUGACGUUAUCCUCCCAUCUUUUUGAGGCUGGACAUUGUAAAAUUCUUCCACCGUAUACUCGCCCUUGUGAAAUAAUACCCCCCACCCCUUUUUCCCCAAGUUUUGCCCUUGCAGUAGGAUAAACCUAACCCUUAUUAUCAGAGGCGUAGCGAGGGGGUGCAGGGGGGACAGAUGUCCCCGAGCGCAAGCUAGUUUGGGGCGCAUAAAUGUGCUUUGAUAUUAUAUUAUUGGUAAAAAUAAUGGGUUUGAGAGUUGAAAAAAAAAGAAAAGAGGGCGCUUUAAAAUUGAUCUUGCCCUCGCAAUCGAAUCUUGUCCCCGGGCGCCAAACACCCCCGCUACGCCUCUGCUUAUUAUUGGAUUCCUAUGCGUGACAGCUCAAACAAAAUCGUGUUUUUGUGUUCACCCCCCCCCCCUGUCCCCUGUAAACUUUCUGGGUAGAAGAUCGAACCCGUAAAAUUAGACAGAUUGUCAUAAUUUGUUGGGAAAACGUACACCUUUUAAAGCNAAACCCACCCCCCCCCCCCCCGCCUUCAAUAAAUAGCAAGAGCAGAUUAGAAACUGUCUUUUAUGACCCUAUCACGUGAUUGUGAACGUUGUGGCCUACCAGACUUGUGAUCACGUGAUUGUGAACGAUGUGGCCUACCAGACUUGUGAUCACGUGAUUGUGAACGCUGUGGACUACCAGACUUGUGUGGUAAUUUGGCUUAAUUAAAUUAAUCCCCUAGACAGUGCGUCAAGAGGAGAUCUCAUACGAGAUACACCCCUCACAUUUCAAACACAAGUCAGAUCACCACACACCCCAAUAGAAGUAAGGCUUAGCAUUAUUGGUGGGGGCGAACCAUAAGCUGGAGAAAAUUCUAUUAUGACGUAAUGAAUAAUUGAUAGGCGCACAAUCCCUUAAAUUGGUGGUGCGACGCCAUAUUUGGAAAGAGCUGUAAGGCCUGCACUAGAGUCGUCACGUGGGGCCUGCACUAGAGUCGUCACGUGGGGCCUGCACUAGAGUCCUCGCGUGGGGCCUGCACUAGAGUCGUCACGUGGGGCCUGCACUAGAGUCGUCACGUGGGGCCUGCACUAGAGUCGUCACGUGGGGCCUGCACUAGAGUCGUCACGUGGGGCCUGCACUAGAGUCGUCACGUGGGGCCUGCACUAGAGUCGUCACGUGGGGCCUGCACUAGAGUCGUCACGUGGGGCCUGCACUAGAGUCGUCACGUGGGGCCUGCACUAGAGUCGUCACGUGGGGCCUGCACUAGAGUCGUCACGUGGGGCCUGCACUAGAGUCGUCACGUGGGGCCUGCACNUUGGAAUGUAGAAAAAAAUUAGAGCCCGCACAACGGAUUAGUGUCAGCCCCCCACCCCCUCUUUUUUUUUUUCCUUUCCAAAAGUCACUUGACUGCUCUGGCCUUCACUUAUCGGUUUGUUCUCUAAAUGACGAAGCUAGGAAAUGGCCACCAUACAACUCUCAUGUUUCUCAUUUCACAUUUAAGCUUAAGAACUAAUGCCAAUAAAAUUAAAAUGUCAGGUAGUGCAUUUACAUUUUGUUCAAGAGGUAAAGCACUAAAUAAAUAAAUUAAUUAAUCAAUCAAUUAAUAAAUAAAUUAAUACACCAAUCAAUCAAUUUAUGUACGUGUUUUUAAAUUUUAGACAAGGGCAUGAUUUUGGUGUUGGGCAACUACGGCCCGCACUUUGCUAUAAAUUCGAUGAAUUUCCUCUUUUAAAUUAGAUGUAAAUAGCCCUGGAGGUCCACUGGAGGUCCACUGGAGGUCCACUGGAGGUCCACUGGAGGACCACUGGAGGACCACUGAAGGUCCACUGGAGGUCCACUGGAGGUCCGUUUAGAAGUAAGAGCGUUUCCAAGGCUGUAUCACUCAUCAGUUUAAACUCUUGGUUCUAAAUUGUAGGUGUAAAAAAAAAUCCUACAUUAAAUGUCUGCAUGGCAGUCUUAGUUUAAUUUCUUCUUUUCAAAUUGCUUUUUUGCUCACCGAAUUUCACCAAACUUUAGUGAUCAAUUCGCUACAGUUGCCAACCACUCUGCUGGUCAUCCACUGCAUCCUGGUAUAUUCCAGUCGUCUUGACUAAGUCUUGUAUUGGAUCAAAUUAGGCAAGGCCGAGAGAGUGAGGCUGACGAACUGAGCAACACUCCCUCACUUUAAAUAAAAUACAGCGCACGUCAAGGCUGCUACCCAAGUCGAAUAUCGCCUUGGUCAUCUUCGCGAUAAAGACAGCUGUCUAGACUCUAGAGUGAAUCUCGCCUGGGUGCCCGAUACCGGAUUUAGACAGAUCUUUUCAAUUUAAAUCUAUACAUUUUAGCAAGACGAAAGUAAUAAAUUUCACACAUCUAUUUUCCAUUUCUGUUUUCAGAACUGCUGAAAAAUGCAAAAAUCGGAGCCAGGCAAGUCUCGGGAUGUUGAUCUGCUGCUUAUUGGCAAAACCGGAAACGGGAAAAGCGCCACCGGAAACACGAUUCUGAAACGCAAAGCCUUCAAAAGCCAGGCCAGCACGACCUCGGUAACCAAAGAGAUAAAAAAAUAUUUUGCGCAGUACAAAGAUAGAGUCAUAACAGUCGUGGACGGUCCAGGGGUCGGCGACACUGACCUCAGCAACGAUGAUGCGUUGCAGCUGGUCAUCAGAGCCAUGUCCCAAGCCAUCGCCGCCAACCCGCAAGGCUAUCACGCGUUCCUCCUGGUCGUGCGGUUCGGCGGGCGAUUCACGCGAGAAGACCAGCAAACCAUCGAAGUUCUGAAAGCCAUCUUCGGAGAGGCGUUCGUUAAGAAGCAUUGCAUUCUGGUCGUGACGUGCGGGGACAACUUCGACCCCGGGGAAAAUGAAUGCGCCUCGUUUAUGAGCUGGUGCAAUGCUCAAGUCGGAGUUUUUAAGAGUCUGGUUGAUGAAUGUGGGAAAAGGGUCGUACUCUUUGACAACAGAACGAAAGAUGAGGACACAAUUGACGGACAAAUAGACGAACUGCUCAAAUUGGUCGACGGAAUUAGUAAAUUGGGGAAUGGCUACAACCGCUACACAGAUGAGCACUUCGCAAUGGCGCGGCAGAAGAGAGACGCCAUUGUGGUGGCAUCGAAGUUACCCGUCAUUCAGCAGGACACGAUGAAAGAAGGGAGUCUGAUCAUUCAGCAGCUGAGCAACGUUGAUCUGAGAGAGCCGCAGAGUCGCCUGAAUGCCCUCGAAGGCCUCAGGCAAAGAGCAGAUAACUUGGUGAAGAGCGUCAUCGAUCAGGACAAGAGUACCGGCGCUUUGAAAGACAUCAUCGCCAACGCAAAACACACCAGAGCCACCGUCGAAGAACACAUCAGAACCACGACGAGUGCCAUGGAGCUCCAAGAGAAGACACGCCAGCACAAGGCCGAGAUGGAGAGACUGAGGGAAGAGAAGCAGCGGCAGAUGAUGGCCAACGAGGCAGAGGCCAGGGGCAAGCUAGAGAAGAGAAUCGCCGAGAUGGAGCGAGAGGAACGCGAGAGCCGGGCGAGAAUGGAGAGGAUGAUCAAGGAAAUGAAAGAGAGCGCCAAGAAGGUGGAGGAGGAGAACGUGGACGCCAACAAUGAUUCGCUCUGGGAUGUUGUAAAAACCGUUGGAUCUUUUCUUUUGUCCAAUUUACUUGGCCCUAUUUUUACAAUUGCCAGGAAACUAAUCCUAAAAUUUUAGAUGAUGGAAAAAGGGGGGGGGGGAAGCGGAAAGAGAGAUAAGUCGAAUGUUUGAAACAGCAGGAAUCGUGCCAGAGAAAUUCGCAUUUUUAAUUCUUAAUUCCUCAUGUCUCUAAUUUUUAGUUUCAACCUACUAUAUUUUUUUAAAAGUAAUAAAACGACCUGUUAGCGAAGUAAUAUUGGCAUUUGCAGUCCAUUAGCGGUAGGGGAAUAGGGCAAACUAAUGGAGAUAUUGUUCCAAAGUCAUCAAUUCGGCUUGCCAACAAACUAUAGAAGUCUUAGAACCACGUGAUCUAACAUGUUUUUAAAAAAAAAACUUUUAAAGUAUUUUUUGUGUGUGAUCUUCCGCGUACCAAUGGAAAUCGCCAUGCGUGUCAAGUCAGGCACGCGUGUCGUAGGCUGACGACCACGCAUGUAGACAAAGAUAGCGUUCAGGAUGAGAGAAAGCUGCUAGUGUUCAGCGUAAUGUAAGUGUGUGGUAUGGCAACAGAGGCGUAGGAAGUGGGG
This is a messenger RNA of Lymnaea stagnalis (great pond snail), 5988 nucleotides long. Lineage: Eukaryota; Metazoa; Mollusca; Gastropoda; Lymnaeidae. The record is from the annotation of a GenBank genome assembly.